AUGGAUUUAGGUAACCUAGCCUUCACCUUCACAUACCUCUGCAGCGAUCAAGUUUAUGAUAGCGGCGAUCCUUACGGAGACAACGUAGUUUUUGUCCUCAACAAUUUGGUGAUGCUCACACAAGGCCAAGGUUAUGACUUCUACACUUGGUCGCCUUCUCCUACUGCGAUCGCGUACGGUCAUGCCGCCUGCUACACUGGGAUGGAUUACUACAACUGCUAUUCAUGUCUCUUUACUCCUAGGCAUGAAGUUCUUCAGUUUUGCCCUAAUAGACUCGGGGCUCAGUUGCACAUGGAAGACAACUACUGUACAAUGAGAUACGAAGAAUACCAGUUUUUCGAUAACUAA
Messenger RNA from Rhodamnia argentea, 348 nucleotides. RefSeq names its product antifungal protein ginkbilobin-like protein. The transcript has a single exon. Lineage: Eukaryota; Viridiplantae; Streptophyta; Magnoliopsida; Myrtales; Myrtaceae. The coding region runs from base 1 to 348 and encodes 115 amino acids. The record is from RefSeq and is a predicted model, not a curated record. Gene Ontology annotation, cellular component: plasmodesma.